Eublepharis macularius is the source of this 705-nucleotide messenger RNA. RefSeq names its product transmembrane protein 215 (gene TMEM215). The coding region runs from base 1 to 705 and encodes 234 amino acids. Lineage: Eukaryota; Metazoa; Chordata; Lepidosauria; Squamata; Eublepharidae. The transcript has a single exon. The record is from RefSeq and is a predicted model, not a curated record.
AUGAGACCCGACGACAUCAACCCGCGCACCGGCCUGGUGGUGGCUCUGGUCAGCGUCUUCCUCGUGUUCGGCUUUAUGUUCACGGUGUCCGGGAUCAAGGGGGAGACCCUGGGGGACAUCCCGCUGCUGGCCAUCGGGCCGGCCAUCUGCUUGCCCGGCAUCGCGGCCAUCGCCCUGGCCAAGAAGACCGACGGCUGCACCAAGUGGCCGCAGGACAAGCGCUGCCCCUCGGGGGGCUGCUGCCGCAAGAAGCCCAAAGACAAGGACGCCCUGGAGCUGCUGCGGACCCCUUCCGACCUGGAGUCGGGCAAGGGCAGCUGCGAUGAGCUGGCCAAGCAAGCCUACGCCGCCCUGGACGGGAAAGCCCUGCCCGGCGGGGGAGCGAGGCAGGACUCCCGGGAGGGCAAGAACUCGCGCAGCAAAGUGGACCAGGAGGAGAUGCUGAGAUACUUGGAAGGCUGUUACCCGGAGAUGCCCGGGAACGUGUUCGUGGCCGAGGGCGGCCCUUACAGUGCCUUAGCCAAGCCGGGCUCGCCCGCCUCGGAAGGGGCGGCCGCCGGCCCAGACGCGGAGGACGACGCGUCGGUCGCCCCGAAAGACAGUGUCAUCGUCUGCUCCUACAAGGAGAACAGCCCUUACGACAGCUACUGCUGCUACAUCAACCCCAGCGAGGAAAUCUGCUCGGAUCGCGAGUCGGUCGUGUGA